AUGGCGCUCUUCUGUUGCCGUCGCCGCUCUGCCCUCUGCUCUCUCCCCACUUCCGCCAGGCCCCGGAAGCGGCAGAUGCACGGCGCGAUGGCGUCGGAGGGAAUGGCGCCGGCUGAGCUGCAAGCGGAGGGUGGUACUGACGUGGAGCCGGAAAGCGGCUUUGGGCAGCUGCUGGAAGAAGAAGAGGAGGAUGGAGGUUACGUGCUGUACAGGGACAGGAAAGAGUGGGCAGACAUUGAACCCGUUCCUCAAAAUGACGGUCCGAAUCCCGUGGUUCAGAUCAUCUAUAGUGAAAAAUUUCGAGAUGUCUAUGAUUACUUCCGGGCCGUCCUACAGAAGGAUGAGAGAAGUGAAAGAGCUUUUAAGCUAACAGCAGAUGCCAUUGAAUUAAAUGCUGCAAACUAUACAGUUUGGCAUUUCCGGAGGGUCCUCCUGCAGUCUCUGGGAAAGGAUCUCUAUGAGGAGCUUAAAUAUAUUACAGCAAUAAUUGAAGAUCAACCAAAGAACUACCAAGUCUGGCAUCACAGACGAGUGUUGGUGGAGUGGCUGCAGGAUCCAUCCCAAGAGCUUGAGUUCAUAGCUGACAUUCUUAACCAGGAUGCCAAAAAUUACCAUGCUUGGCAACACAGACAGUGGGUUAUUCAGGAGUUCAAGUUAUGGGGCAAUGAACUGGAAUAUGUAGAUCAGCUUCUAAGGGAAGAUGUGAGAAACAACUCUGUCUGGAACCAAAGAUAUUUUGUAAUUUUCAACACCACCGGCUAUGAUGAUCCAGCAGUUCUGGACAGAGAAGUCCAAUACACUCUUGAAAUGAUUACAGCUGUACCACAUAAUGAGAGUGCUUGGAACUAUUUAAAAGGGAUUCUGCAGGAUCGUGGUCUUUCUAAGUAUCCACAUCUGCUGGAGCAACUGUUGAGUUUACAGCCCAGCCACAGUUCACCUUAUCUGAUUGCCUUUCUUGUGGACAUAUAUGAAGAUAUGCUUGAAAACCAGUGUGAAAACAAGGACGAAACAUUAAAUAAGGCAUUGGAGCUAUGUGAAAUCCUGGCCAAAGAAAAAGACACUAUCCGAAAAGAAUACUGGAGAUACAUUGGGAGGUCCCUUAAGAACAAGCAUAGCUCCAGCACUGAGCAGAGCACGAUGACGGACAAGCAGCAAUAACUGAACUUGGAAGAAAUAAUGUUAAGCUCUCAGGCUGUGUAGAAAAAUACUCAGUAGGGGACAUCAACUGUUGUAAAAUGCAUCAUAGCAUUCUCCUGGUGAAAGAGGUAUUGCUGCAAUAAAAGAGGACUGCAUAGUGCUGCAUAGUUUCUUGAGUUGCCUCUACUACUGGCGAUAUCUCUAGAUGUGGCAAAAAAUGAAUUAGAGCUUAAUAAUUUAAAUGUACCAACUAGAGGUAACAACAAAUACAUAAAGCUAUACUUGCUAUUUAUAAAGCACUAAACCAAUUUUUCACACCUACUUUUAUCUACUUGUUGUUUCUAACAGUCAUGUCAGAUGCUGCAGUAAUGACUGCAAUUAAUUCUACGCAUAGGGGAUAUAAAGUAACCUACUUCAGAUUAGUGUACAAGUAGGUGCUGAAGCUGUUUCUUUACGUGAGAGCAGCUAUGCAACACUGGCAGUAUGUACUGUUGUAUGCAAUUAAUGCCAACUGUCAUUUUGUAAUAAAAACAGUUAAAGCAUUUAUCUGAAAUUCUUAGUGAUUUCUUUUUUCAUCUUUGAAUGUUCAUGGUGUGUUCUUCUUAGAUGCCAGUUGAGAUUAAAAAUAGAAUGUCUGCUUUAUGUA
This is a messenger RNA of Lagopus leucura (white-tailed ptarmigan), 1783 nucleotides long. RefSeq names its product farnesyltransferase, CAAX box, alpha (gene FNTA). Gene Ontology annotation, biological process: protein geranylgeranylation; protein farnesylation. Gene Ontology annotation, cellular component: CAAX-protein geranylgeranyltransferase complex; protein farnesyltransferase complex; cytoplasm. The record is from RefSeq and is a predicted model, not a curated record. NCBI's taxonomy places the organism in Eukaryota, Metazoa, Chordata, Aves, Galliformes, Phasianidae. Gene Ontology annotation, molecular function: CAAX-protein geranylgeranyltransferase activity; protein farnesyltransferase activity. The transcript has 9 exons. The coding region runs from base 1 to 1158 and encodes 385 amino acids.